Messenger RNA from Vitis riparia (riverbank grape), 960 nucleotides. Its product is annotated as transcription factor MYB1-like. NCBI's taxonomy places the organism in Eukaryota, Viridiplantae, Streptophyta, Magnoliopsida, Vitales, Vitaceae. The transcript is spliced from 3 exons. The coding region runs from base 101 to 844 and encodes 247 amino acids. The record is from RefSeq and is a predicted model, not a curated record.
GGGGUCUGGUGUCCGAGUCAUGAGAUAGAACAGGUUCGAGGUUGUUAUAUAUCAAUCAAUAAUUAGAGAAGGAGCCGGUCUCUUGUGUUGAGUUGACUCGAUGGAGAGCUUAGGAGUUAGAAAGGGUGCAUGGAUCCAAGAAGAGGAUGUUCUCCUGAGGAAAUGCAUUGAGAAAUAUGGAGAAGGAAAGUGGCAUCUGGUUCCCCUCCGAGCAGGGUUGAAUAGAUGCCGAAAAAGCUGCAGGUUGAGAUGGCUCAAUUAUUUGAAGCCGGAUAUCAAGAGAGGAGAGUUUGCAUUAGACGAGGUUGAUCUCAUGAUUAGGCUUCACAAUUUGUUGGGGAACAGAUGGUCCUUGAUUGCGGGUAGGCUUCCAGGGAGGACUGCUAAUGAUGUCAAGAACUAUUGGCAUGGUCACCACUUGAAAAAGAAGGUCCAGUUCCAGGAAGAAGGGAGAAAUAAACCCCUAACACAUUCUAAAACCAAAGCUAUAAAGCCUCACCCUCACAAGUUCUCCAAAGCCUUGCCAAGGUUUGAACUAAAAACUACAGCUGUGGAUACUUUUGACACACAAGUAAGUACUUCCAGUAAGCCAUCAUCCACGUCACCACAACCGAAUGAUGACAUCAUAUGGUGGGAAAGCCUGUUAGCUGAGCUGGAUAAAGACACUGACUUUUCGGCUUCUGGAGAGAUGCUUAUCGCAAGCCUCAGGACAGAAGAAACUGCAACACAGAAAAAGGGACCCAUGGAUGGUAUGAUCGAACAAAUCCAGGGAGGUGAGGAUGAUUUUCCAUUUGAUGUGGGCUUCUGGGAUACACCCAACACACAAGUAAAUCAUUUGAUCUGAUUUAGACCAUUUCUAUCUUAAUGUUUAAGUUCAAAAGUUGUUCUUGCAUUCACACUCUACUCCCUAAUCAUUUUAAGUUCCAAUGUUGUUAAUCUUAGAAAUAAAAACAAAAAUAA